ACAUUCACAUACACUUCAAGUGUUGUUAUAUAUAUUAUUUCUAAGUGAAAAAAGGAGAGAAGUUAAUUAAGAUGAUGAUGAUGCAAGAUGUUUGGACUCAGUUGGGUCCAACCAUUGCAGCAAUCAUGUUCACUUGGACUAUGUACCAAAACUAUUUUCCUCGCGAACUUCGUGGUCAUAUUAGGAGGUACACUGAUAAAAUUGUGAGCUAUUUCUACCCUUAUAUGCACAUUAUUUUUCAUGAGUAUGAUACUGAUGGCUGGUUCGAGCGAAGCAAAGCUUAUGUUGCAAUCGAAAGAUACCUGAGUAAGAACUCCUGCACACAAGCUAAGCGUCUCAAAGCCAACGUAGUAAAAGAUGGUCAAUCUGUUGUCCUAACAAUGGAUGAUCACGAGGAGAUAACCGAUGAAUAUAAAGGCGAGAAGGUUUGGUGGAUUUCGAGCCAAAAAUUAUCCAACAAACAGACAAUUUCAUUGUGGAAGGAGGAUGACAAGAGGUAUUUCAAGCUCAAAUUUCACAGAAAGAAUCGCGAGCUUAUCACCAAUUUAUACUUGAAGUAUGUGUUGGACGAAGGGAAGGCGAUUGCUGUUAGAGAAAGGCAGAGGAAGUUGUAUACAAACAAUAAGGGAGAGUCAGGUGGUUAUAGAUAUAGGGGUUGGAGGAUAUGGAGUCAAGUAGUGUUUGAACAUCCAUCAACUUUUGAUACUUUGGCUAUGGAUCCAAACAAGAAACAAGAGAUUAUGGAUGAUCUUCAAACAUUUAGAAAAUCAAAAGAUUAUUAUGCCAAGAUUGGCAAGGCGUGGAAGCGUGGUUAUCUUCUUUAUGGUCCUCCCGGGACAGGUAAGUCUAGCAUGAUUGCGGCUAUGGCUAAUUUCUUGGAAUAUGAUAUUUAUGAUCUUGAACUGACAGCGGUUAAGGACAAUACCGAGCUAAGAAGGUUAUUGAUAGACACUACAAGUAAGUCUAUUAUUGUAAUUGAAGACAUCGAUUGUUCCCUUGACCUUACCGGUCAAAGGGAGGAGAAGAAGAAGAAGAAAGACGAGGAAGAUAAAGAAAAAGAUGAGAAAGAUGCCAUUGUGAAGAAGAUGAAAAAAGGAGAGGUGAAAGAGAAAAGUGAGGUAACUUUAUCUGGGCUUUUGAACUUCAUUGAUGGUUUAUGGUCAGCUAUUGGUGGUGAAAGGCUUAUUGUUUUCACUACUAACUAUGUGGAAAAGCUUGAUCCUGCUCUAAUUCGGAGGGGUAGAAUGGAUAAACAUAUUGUGUUAUCCUAUUGUUGUUUUGAGUCGUUCAAGGUGCUUGCAUAUAAUUAUCUUGACGUCGAAUCUCAUGAUCAUUUUCCUGAGAUUCGACGUUUAUUGGGGGAAACUAAUAUGACUCCUGCUGAUAUUGCUGAGAAUUUGAUGCCUAAGUCUUCAAAGGAAAAUGCAGACACUUGCAUGAAGAGAUUGAUUGAAGCUCUUGAAAAUGCAAAGGAGGAAGCAAAAUUGAAAGCUAAGGAAGAAGAAGAAGAGAGAGCAAAGGCUGAGAAAGAGAAAGAGGAGAAAAAGAAAGAAUUAGCAGCUGAGGAAGCUGAUGGUGUGAAAAAGAAUGAGAAGUCAGAGAGUAAUGGUACUAAGGAAAAUGGUAGUGCCAAGGAAAAUGGUGAUGUUAGCAAAGAUUGAUCCUGGAAAUGUUUGAUCAAUAUGAAAGUGGUAUUAUGCAGUUGGUGAUAUUAAUAAUAAGUUAUAUGCAUAUACAUAAGUAGCUAUUUAAUAAACCAAUUAAACGAUUGGUUCAUUUUCAGCAACUGUGUAUCUUAAUAUGGUUCACGUGUAGCAGAUUCAUAAUAAAAUAGGGAUAUAUAUA
Nicotiana attenuata is the source of this 1845-nucleotide messenger RNA. RefSeq names its product AAA-ATPase At3g28580-like. Lineage: Eukaryota; Viridiplantae; Streptophyta; Magnoliopsida; Solanales; Solanaceae. The record is from RefSeq and is a predicted model, not a curated record. The transcript has 2 exons. Bases 72 to 1661 code for a protein of 529 amino acids. Gene Ontology annotation, molecular function: ATP hydrolysis activity; ATP binding.